Molecule: messenger RNA, 1144 nt
Organism: Priapulus caudatus
Lineage: Eukaryota; Metazoa; Priapulida; Priapulimorpha; Priapulimorphida; Priapulidae
Product: CTP synthase 1-like
Biological process (GO): pyrimidine nucleobase biosynthetic process; CTP biosynthetic process
Cellular component (GO): cytoophidium; cytoplasm
Molecular function (GO): CTP synthase activity; identical protein binding
Source: RefSeq, a predicted model, not a curated record
AAAAGAGAGUAAUUUCAUUCAUAUUAUCAAUUGGUAAGCAAAAGUUGUUUCUACUGCUUACCCUUUCCACUGACUGCGUAUGCCUUUUACGUAAUUAUUAACUGUGAAGUGUGUAUGCUCAGCAGCAGCAGCAGCAGCUCGGCAGCAGCAGCUACAAUGAAGUACAUACUGGUGUCCGGUGGUGUAAUCAGUGGCAUCGGUAAGGGUGUCAUUGCGAGCAGCAUCGGAACGAUACUCAAGUCAUGCGGCCUUCGUGUGACCUCUAUCAAGAUCGACCCCUAUAUCAACAUAGACGCAGGCACCUUCUCUCCAUACGAGCACGGUGAAGUCUACGUCCUGGACGACGGGGGAGAGGUUGACCUUGACCUUGGCAACUAUGAGCGCUUCCUUGACAUCAAGCUCCACAGUGACAACAACAUCACGACGGGCAAAAUCUACCAGUAUGUCAUCAACAAGGAACGGAAGGGAGAUUACCUCGGGAAGACCGUGCAGGUGGUGCCACACAUCACCGACACAUACAGGAGUGGGCUUCGAGCGUGUCGCCAAGAUCCCUCGUCGACGACACAAACGAAGAACCUUGAAGUCUGCAUCAUCGAGCUCGGCGGCACGAUUGGCGACAUAGAGGGCAUGCCGUUUGUCGAGGCAUUUCGGCAGUUCCAGUUCCGUGUCAAACAAGAGAACUUCUGUGUUGUGCACGUCAGCCUUGUUCCACAGCCGAAGGCUACCGGCGAACAAAAGACAAAGCCAACGAGCACAACGCAACGCGAGCGUGCAGGGAGCGUAAUUUGCAUUCACGAUCUGUCUAUCUACCGCGUGCCACUACUGCGGGACCAGGGAGUCAUCGACUAUUUCCGCGAACGACUUAAGCUCACGUUUUGCACAAAACCCAAGCGAUUUCUUAGCAAGUGGAAGGAGCUGGCAGAAAGACAUGAGAAGCCAUAUGAUGUCGUCAGCAUUGCACUGGUCGGUAAAUAUACAGAGCUGGAAGAUUCAUACAAUUCUGUGACAAAGGCACUGAGGCAUUCCGCACUGGCCUGCAAAAGAAAGGUCGACAUCAAGUUUAUUGAAGCAGAUGAUCUGGAGGAUGCUGUUCAGAAGAUGGAUCCGAUACGAUUUCACAACGCAUGGCAGAAGCUGUGUGCCA